Molecule: messenger RNA, 1816 nt
Organism: Cuscuta epithymum
Lineage: Eukaryota; Viridiplantae; Streptophyta; Magnoliopsida; Solanales; Convolvulaceae
Source: the annotation of a GenBank genome assembly
CUAACGCGCAUCGACACAGUUUAGCUAACAACUCGGAAUCAAAAGCCAAACAUAUAUAAAUACUCCGCAAAUUCACCCUUACCCAAAAGAAAGAAACACUUUAUUUUUGUUUUCCUAGAUCCAACCAACCGUGAUAAUCGAAGAGAAACAAUGGCGUCGGCUCCUAUAGGCAAUACCCUCUUCGAUUCCAGAAUCACACCUUAUGUACUUGCUUGCUGGAUCCUUGCUGCAUUCGGUGGAUUGAUGUUUGGUUAUGAUAUCGGAAUUUCGGGAGGAGUGUCGGGAAUGGAUGAUUUUCUGAUAAAGUUUUUCCCGGGGGUGUACGCGAGAAAGCAGCUUGCAAAAGAGAACAAUUACUGCAAAUACAACGACCAGAUGCUUCAGCUGUUUACGUCGUCGUUGUACAUGGCGGCGCUUGUGGCGAGCUUCUGCGCAUCAAAGGCUUGUUCCCUCUUAGGGCGUCGCCCCACCAUCUGCAUGGCCUCCGUCCUCUUCAUCAUCGGCGCCGCACUCAGCGCUUUUGCACAGCACAAAUGGAUUCUCAUCCUCGGUCGGAUCUUCUUUGGUGUUGGUGUUGGAUUCGGAAACGAGACUGUGCCCUUGUUCUUGACGGAGGUAGCCCCAGUCCAACACAGAGGGGCGGUGAACAUCCUAUUCCAGCUCUUCGUCACGGUGGGGAUCUUGAUCGCCAACCUCGUGAACUACGCCACCGCGACGAUCCACCCGAACGGGUGGAGGAUCUCGCUCGGGGCAGCCGCGUUCCCGGCGGUGGUGCUGUUCAUCGGGUCCCUCGUGAUCAGCGAGACCCCGGCGAGCCUGAUCGAGCGGGAGAGGCUGGAGGACGCGAAAGCGGCGCUGAAGAGGAUAAGGGGAGUCGAGAACGUGGAGGCGGAGUUCGAGACGAUCGUGGCGGGGUGCGAGCAGGCCCGGCAGGUGAAGAGGCCGUUCAGGAAGCUGAUGAAGAGGGGGAGCAUGCCGCCGCUGAUCAUCGCCGUGAUGAUGCAGGUUUUCCAGCAGAUGACGGGGAUAAACGCCAUCAUGUUCUACGCGCCGGUGCUGUUCCAGACAAUGGGCUUCAAGACCAACGGCUCCCUCCUCUCCUCCGUCAUCACCGGCUUGGUCAACGUCUUCAGCACCUUCGUCUCCAUUUACUUCGUCGAUCGGAUCGGCCGGAGAAAGCUCCUCCUCGAGGCUUGCUGCCAGAUGCUCAUUUCUCAGGUGGCGAUCGGAGCGAUUCUCGCAACACACUUGUCAGAGACCGGAACCCUAAAUAAGGGAUUAGCGAUAGUGGUGGUGAUUCUGGUGUGCACAUAUGUGAUGUCAUUUGCAUGGUCAUGGGGACCUCUAGGGUGGCUAAUCCCGAGCGAGACGUUCCCGUUGGAGACGAGAACGGCGGGGUUCGCCUUUGCGGUGAGCGCCAACAUGAUGUUCACCUUCAUCAUUGCACAAGCCUUCUUGACAAUGUUGUGUGCCAUGCAAGCCUACAUAUUCUUCUUCUUCUCAGCGUGGAUAUUGGUGAUGGGUGUGUUUGUAUGGUAUUUGUUGCCGGAGACCAAAGGUGUGCCCAUUGAUUUGAUGGUGGAUAGGGUGUGGAAACAGCAUUGGGUAUGGAGGAAGUUUUAUAGGAACGAUGUUAGGAAUUAUGAAAUGGCUGCCUAAUUAUUUUUAAUUCAUUAGUUAGAAGCCAGUUUUUUAUUAUUUUGAUACUAGUUUAUAGUUUUACACUACGUACUUAUAAUAAUAAGAAGAUUAUUUGGAGGCAGAAUGAGCCAACCUACACCAUAUUUUCGUCAAGUCAAUACAAUUUUUCGAACCU